AUGGCUCGACAAUCCCCAUUUAUGUCCUCGGCUCAAUUUACCUAUCCAACCAGUUAUCAACAGCGUGAUACUCGUUAUGCUGGUAAUUCUACUGUUGAAACAGCUAUGGCUUUAAAUCGACGUCCAUCAUUACUUGCUGGUUAUCAUAAUCAUUUUGGUAGUCCCGAAAGAGCUGCAAUACCUUCGUAUUAUCCUUCACUAGCACCUAUAUCAAUGGGGCCACAUGUCGAUGAACAUUCAAAACGAUCACGUUAUCCAACAGGUGGUAAUCUAUCCAUUAACUCACAAUUAUUACCAUUAUCAAUUGAUGUUAAAAAGGAACAACAAGUAUAUCAACCGCAAACUGAAGCUAUAUCACCAACACCAGAUGAUCCGAAAAAUGAUUCAAAUAUGAGAGAUUCAACCAUUAUACGUAAUGCAAUAUCGAAACUUGAAUCUGAAAUUGAUAUAACUAUGAAAAAACUUGAUCGUGCUAAACUUAGUCAAAGUGAAAUUAGAAGUCAAGCUGAUAGAUCAGCUGCAGAUGAAGAAGAUAAUGAUGAUCAAGAUGAUUUACUUAAAACAAAUGGUUCACAAACACUUAUUGAAAAAAUUCUUCAUGAUAAUAGAAAAAAAGCUGAAGAUAGUCAAAAAAUGUUAAAUCAUUUAAAUAAUAAUCUAGAUUUAACAAUACCACUUUAUCAAGAACCAAAUGAUCUUGAAUCAAUACGAAAAAUUCGAAUAGAAUAUGUAAAUAUAAUGAAAAAUCGGUUAAAAGAUUUUUUUAAAAAGAAAACUGAAAUAUAUAAAAAUCGAAUAAAAAUAAACAGUGAUCAAUAUGAUAAAGUUUAUCAAGAAUGGCAAAAAUUAAUUGAAAAUGAUGAAAAAUUUAUUUUAAAUAAGGAUUUAACAAUAUAUCGUGAAACAUUUGAAAAAACAUUUCCAGAAUUACGUAAAACACGUGAAGAUAAAGAAAAAAAACAAUCAAAUUUAAAUGAUUCAAAUAUAUCAGAACAACAAAUAACAUUAAAUACAAAUACAAUUGAACAAGAUAUUGAAAAUGACGAAGAAAAAAUGCGUAAAUCAUCUAUUAUACCACCAAUUAUCUAUGAUAAAUGGCAACGAAAAUAUAAAUAUUUUAAUGAAAAUAGUUUAAUAAAACGUGAUGCAGCUGAAUUUUAUAAAGAACUUACUAAAAUGCCCUAUUGGUCAACAGAAGAAAAACAAAUUUUUAUUGAAAAAUUUACACAAUCACCUAAAAAUUUUGGUUAUAUAUCAUCAUUUUUAGAAAAUAAAACAACAGAACAAUGUGUACAAUUUUAUUAUAUGACUAAAAAAACAGAAAAUUAUAAAAAUUUAUUACGAAAACAAACACAAGCUAAUCGAAGAAAAGCUAAACAAAAUGCAGCAGCAGCAGCAGCAACAACAACGACAGUUACAUCAUCAACAACUAUUGAAACAACUUUAGUUACAAAAGUUACUUCAUCGAAUAGUAUUCUUUCAUCAACAUCACAACAAGUUCUUUCACAAACAACAGCUACAGGAGGACAAGAUGGUGAUCGUUCAACAGAUCGAUUGGAAAAUGAUGAAGAGCGACGUGAAAUAAAUCCCGGUGAUGGAAAUGAAGAAAAACGUGCGAAUAAAAAUCGAUGUCAAUUAUUAUCUUGUACAACUGAAAAAUUAGGUAAAAAGAAAAAUCGUAAAAAUCGUCUACGUGCAUUUCCAACUAAAUGGAAUGAAUUAACACCAGAAAAUCAAGAAGCAAUUCGUCGUUCAUUACAAAUUCCUCAAAAUGUUCAACGAUGUUGUACACGUUGUUAUGACAAACUAAUUAUUCAAGUACGUCAAAGACAAACAACACAACCUAUUGAAGAAGAAGAUGAUGAUGAUGAAUCAUCAAAAAUGCAAUCAACUAUAACAGAUGAACAAAAUUCUAAACAUGAUGAUGAAUGGACUGAACAUGAGAUUGAUGCAUUUACAGAAGCAUUUCAUAAAUUUCGAGAUGAUUGGACACAAAUAGCCGAAUAUGUUCAUCGUAGUGAACAAAGUUGUCGAGUAUUCUAUCAAAAAUUUCGUAAAAAAAAUGGUCAAGCUGAUGAUGAACAUAAUAUUGAAGAAGAUAAUGCAAGUAUAUCAGGUUCAGAAGAUACAUCUCGUCGAUUAAUUAUUCCAAUAAAAUCACAAGAAAAUGAACAAAAUUAUGAAGAUAAUGAUGAUGAUGCACAAAAAACAAAUAUUAAUGAUGAUAGUAAUGAUUCAAUACAUGGUAUGGUUAUUGAUGAAGUUGAUGAACAAACAUCAAUUAUUGAAGAAAAAAAUGAUAAAAUUUCAACAUCAUCUGGUUUAACAACAAUAAAUUCUCUUAUAGAAAAAGAAAUUUCAAAAACAUUAAGCGAAACAGAUAAACGUUUAUCAAAUACAAAUAUAUCAUCAAAUAAAAUUCAAUCAACAUUACCAUUAACAACAAUUAAUUCAAAUAAUUCUACUCAACCAUCACAACAACCACAACAACCACCACCGCCACCACUUGUUACAUUAACAAAAUCACAUUCACCAUCAAUACAUUCUUAUUCAUCUCAUAAUCAACAAACAUUUUCAAAUAAAGGUUCAAUUAUGCGUGGAACACCAAUAUCACCAUCAAAUAAAUCAAUUUCUAUUGAUACAUCAACUACACAUCCACAUAUUCAUUCACAAAAUUAUUCUAGUCCAAGAAAUGAAUAUUCUCAUCAUCCAUCAACAUAUAUCGACUCAUCACAUAUUAAAUCUUCAAAAAUUAUAGAUCAACAACAACAACAUUUGUAUUUACAACAACAACAACAACAACAACAGCAAACUAAUUAUAUGCGUCAUUAUCCUCAUCAACAAGCAGCACAUAGUAAUUUUUCAACACCAUCAAAUCCAACACAAUAUUUACAACAACAUAAAUCAUCUUCGAUUAAUAAUCAACAACAAACAUCAACAAAUACAAAUAAACCGAUUGGAAUUGAUACAUCAAAUACAGAUACAUAUGAAACAUUACGAGCUGAUUUUGUUACAUCAAGAUAUCUUACAACAGGACAUUCACCAAAUCACGAACGUCAAUCUCGUCAUCCGUCUGAACAACGUUCUCCGUCUCAAGCAUCAUCAUCAAAUAAUCAACAAUUACUGCCGCCACCAACAGCAAUUGUUCCUCCAACAUCGAAUCCUUCUAUUCAAUCAUCAUCACAUUCACAACAACAACAAGCUGCACUUCUAGCAGCAUCCCAUAUACUUGCUUCAUCUGGUGUACACCCACAAGAAUUACUUGCUAGUGGUCUUCUACCUUAUCCACAUUAUUAUAGUUCAUUACCCGGUGCUUCAUUCUAUAUUGAUCCACGUCUUAUGCAUGAUUUGACGACAGCUGCAAAUAAUGAACAAUUAAAAAAUUUACGUACUACUCGUCAUCUUUCUCAAGCAUCAGCACAUUCACCACCUGAUCCUUCAAUAUACUCAACUCAAUCAGCUAAACGACAUUCAUAUGAAAAUAUUGAACAUAUGCGAUAUCCAACAGGUGAUUAUGCAACGCCUAUAUGGCGUACACAAAAUAUAAAUAAUACUCAACAGCAACAACAACAACAACAACAGCAGCAGCAAAAGAUUCAUUCACAAUUAAAACCAAAUUCUGGUACAAAUGAAAAUCCAUAUUCAAAAUUAAAUGAUUUAUCUCGAUCUUCAACACGUAUUACUUCUGCUACAGAUCGAGAUACGCGAUCUCCGGAAGAUUUUCAUCAUCGUAUUAAUCAACCACGUACAACUGUUGAAAGUUCAUCAAUUCAUUUUCCACGAACCGAAUCACAUAUUCAUCAUAAAUCAUCAUCACAUGAAAAAUUAAAUACUAAUUUACAUUUUUCUGAUCAUUCAACAGAUGGUAAUCCAUCAUCCUAUAUAAGACAACCGACUAAUGUGCAUAAACCACAUCCAAGUCAUCCGUCUCAACAACCACAUUCUCAUCAUACAUCUACUUCAACAAAUCGAUCAACAUUAGUUCCAACAUCUCAAAUAUCUCCACAUCAUGCAUCACCUUAUAUGUUUCAUAAUCUUCAUCCAUCUUCAGUGAGUACAAUAUCACCUAAACAACAAUCACAUUAUAUUCAACAACGUUCAUCACAUCAUAACGAAUCAAUUCGAAAUCCUAAAGAACCAAUAUCAAUUCAAGAAUUUAUGAAACAAAAUGUUAAUGAAUUUGUUGCAUUAACAAAUAACGAUAAUAAAACUCUAAAUAGUGACUUAUCUGUAUCAGAAAAUUCUACUAAUCAAUUAUCACGUAUAUAUCAACCAACAACAAUAGUCGGAACAAAACCUGUCGAUAAUUCUGAUCAACCAAUUUUACUUGACGGUGACGACGAUUCAAAUUCCAUUCGUGAACAACCUGAAACAAUAACAGAUGGAAAUUCUAAAAUUCGUUCAAAUCAAGAUAUAAAUAAAUCAACUAUGGAAAACGAAAUGCCUGAACGACGUCGUGAUAGUUCAAUUAAAAAAAUUCUUUCCAAUCAACCCUUAGAAAAACAAGAAUAUGUUGAAUUAAAUCAAAAAGUACAAAAUAGUGCUGUUAGUGCAUCCAAAGUUCAUUCAAGUAAUGAUUUAAAUGUAUUAGAACGAACAAAUAGUACCGGUGCACGCGAAUCUACACGAUCACGAGGUUCGAUUACAAUGCGAAUGUUAAUGGGUGCCAAUGGAAUUUAUGCUGAUGGAAAAGCUCAACCAAUGACAGCUAAUGAAUUUACAAAUGAACAAUCGAAUAAACGAGCAGCAUCACCACAUGAUAAAAGUCAAUCAUUAGAAUAUUUAAUACGUGGUGAACUUGUUCGAGCAUGUCCAACAUUACCAAAAAGUGAUGAAUCAUCGAUGAUAUUUCAAAGCCGUAAUCCAUCGAAUCGUUUAUCACCAACAACACAACAACGAAUGCAAUCAAAUCAACAACAACAACAACAACAACAGCAACAGCAACCAAUAUCUAAACGAAUGCGAACAUCACCGAAAGAUGAAUCAAUAUCAAAUAAUGAACAAUGUCAAUCAUCAUUUAAUCAAACACAAGAAACAUCAACUAAUGUACGUGAUCCAUUUAUUUUACAAUCGCACUCAAAAAAUUCUCAUCAUCAAAUGAGUUCAUCACCAUCAUCAUCAUCAUCAAAUAUUGAGCGUAAUUGGCAAUCUUAUGUUCAACAACAAUACCAACAAUCAUUAGCAUCACGUUCAACGCGCCCAACAACUACUAAUGCGGGUUCCAUAACACAAGGUAGUCCAAUAUCACCACCAACACGUUCAACUAAUGAUCAACAACAAUAUCCAGCAACAGCAAAUAAUCACCUUGUUAAUCCACGUUAUACUUGUAUGAAUAAAAAUGAACAACAAUUUUCACCAUCAAGACAAUCAUCGACAUCACCACUUGAUCAUUCACCAAAAGGAAAAUUUGCUCGUAGAGCACAGCAGACACUAUCAUCUCCAGCUGAUACUCAAUAUGAAACAACACUAUCAAUAAAUGUUGAUCCAUCCUCGAGUCAUAAAAGUUCAAAUAUAAAUUCAUUACGAACAAAUACUCCACCAAUUGCCGCAUCUCCAAUAUCAUCAUCCGUAUCACCAGCAACAUCUGUAUCGUCGAAUAGUGCGCAUCCGCUUAAAAAACGUUUACUUAGUGAAUAUGAAUUUGAACAACAACAACAUCAACGCAAUUCACCAACAAUGAUAUCACCUGUUAUAUCAACACAAACAUCACCACCAAUAUCAUCAACAGAAGAAAUAAUUCAUAAUUCAGAUACAUCUGAACAAAAUACUGAAGAAAAUUCUAAUACUGACACAACUAAGAAAACAACUAAUAGUUCUAGUGAAAAAAAUGAAUCUUCGACAUGA
Molecule: messenger RNA, 5844 nt
Organism: Rotaria sp. Silwood1
Lineage: Eukaryota; Metazoa; Rotifera; Eurotatoria; Philodinida; Philodinidae
Source: the annotation of a GenBank genome assembly